GUGUAGUUAGGGAGUAUGCUUGUUCCCGCGUCUUUGCCUCCAAAACUUUCAAACUCAGCCCUGUUUCACUUUCGCUUCAAAUCCAGUUCCUUCUUCGCUUUCUUCACUUCAUCAACGCCAUUACUAAGAGCAGCAGUUCCUUCUUCUUUUACUCAAUUACUCAAACAAUGCAAGUCUUGUAUCAAGGCAAAACUUGUCGUCGCCGGCGUCUUUUCACCCUCAGCAGACCCCACAACAUGGUCGUCUCAGGUUGUGUUCUAUUGGAACAACCUCAUCAAACGCAGUGUUAUUCUCCGACAUCACGAGAGUGCUCUGGUCCUCUUCCGCGAAAUGCUGAGACUUGAUUGGAACCCAGAUGGCUACACAUACCCUUAUGUCCUCAAGGCAUGUGGUGAGCUUCGGUUCCUCCUUUGCGGUGAAUCUGUUCAUUCCCUGAUUCUAGCAUCUGGGUUGGACUCCAAUGUGUUUGUAUGUAAUGGUGUUAUUGCUAUGUAUGGGAAAUGUGGGAUGUUGGGUCAUGCACGGCAGGUGUUUGAUGAAACGGUUGUGAGAGAAACUGCUGAUGUUAUUUCAUGGAAUUCGAUAGUGGCGUCUUAUGUACAGAAGGAUGAGGAUAAGAAAGUUUUGGAGUUGUUUGAUUUGAUGGUUUCGUUGAAUAGUUUUGAGCUGCGUCCUGAUGCUGUUAGUUUAGUUAACGUACUUCCAGCUUGUGGUUCUUUAGGGGCGUGGAAACGAGGAAAACAACUUCAGGGUUAUGCGAUACGGAGAUGUUUGCAUGAGGACGUUUUUGUAGGAAAUGCAAUUGUGGAUAUGUAUGCGAAGUGUAAGCGUUUGGAUGAUGCUAACAAGAUUUUUGAGCUAAUGGAGGUGAAAGAUGUGGUUUCUUGGAAUGCAUUGGUCACUGGGUACUCUCAGAUUGGAAGAUUUGAUGAGGCUUUGGGACUGUUUGAGAGAAUGAGGGAAGAAAAGAUUGAUUUGAAUGUCGUAACAUGGAGUGCUGUGAUUUCAGGGUAUGCACAGAGGGAUUUAGGCUAUGAAGCACUCAAUAUCUUUAAGGAGAUGAGGCUUUCUGGGGAAGAGCCAAACGUGAUCACUCUUGUUUCUGUGCUUUCAGGUUGUGCUGCUAUUGGAGCACUGCGCCAAGGGAAGGAAACUCAUUGCUAUGCCAUUAAACAAAUGUUGAGUUUGGAAGGCAGCAAUACUGAGGAGGAUCUCAUGGUGACUAAUGCUCUGAUUGACAUGUAUGCAAAGUGCAAGGAGAUGAAAAUUGCUCAGGCCAUGUUUGAUGAUAUUGACAGGAGAGAUAGGAAUGUUGUAACAUGGACAGUCAUGAUUGGUGGAUAUGCCCAGCAUGGUGAUGCAAAUGAUGCUUUAGAACUUUUUUCAGCCAUGCUGAAGGAUGAGUACUCUGUAAUCCCAAAUGCAUAUACUAUAUCUUGUGCUCUGGUGGCUUGCGCUCGUCUGUCUAGUCUUAGGAUUGGUAGGCAAAUUCAUGCAUAUGUGUUACGACAAGGGUAUGAACCUACUAUAGUCUUUGUGGCUAACUGUCUCAUUGACAUGUAUUCCAAAUCUGGAGAUGUUGAUGCAGCUAGACUUGUGUUUGAUAACAUGAGCCAGAGGAAUACUGUCUCAUGGACAUCCCUGAUGACUGGCUAUGGAAUGCAUGGUCGAGGGGAGGAGGCUCUCCAAGUGUUUAACGUAAUGAGAGGAGAAGGUCUGCCCAUAGAUGGUGUAACUUUUCUUGUUGUGCUAUAUGCUUGUAGCCACUCUGGAAUGGUUGACGAGGGUAUGAAUUACUUCAACCAUAUGAAGGGGGAUUUUGGAGUUAUUCCUGGGGCUGAACACUACGCUUGCAUGAUUGAUAUUUUGGGUCGUGCUGGUCGACUGGAUGAAGCUAUGAAGCUCAUUGAACGCAUGCCAAUGGAACCUACCUCAGUAGUAUGGGUUGCACUGCUUAGUGCUUGUAGAGUCCAUAAAAAUGUGGAUCUUGCGGAGCAUGCUGCUGCAAAGCUGUCAGAAUUGGAAUCUGAGAAUGAUGGGACUUAUACACUUCUUUCAAAUAUAUAUGCUAAUGCCAAACGUUGGAAAGAUGUGGCCCGGAUUAGAUCUCUUAUGAAACAUUCUGGCAUAAGGAAGAGACCUGGAUGUAGUUGGGUUCAAGGAAAGAAGGAGACUGUUACAUUUUUUGUCGGGGACAGAUGUCAUCCAAUGUCUGAAAAGAUAUAUGAUCUCCUAGAGGACCUGAUUCACCGUAUCAAAGCAAUGGGCUAUGUUCCGGAGACAAGUUUUGCGCUUCAUGAUGUAGAUGAUGAGGAGAAAGGUGAUCUUCUUAUUGAACAUAGUGAAAAGUUGGCCCUUGCUUAUGGCAUUCUCACAUCAGCUCCUGGAGUGCCUAUUAGAAUAACCAAGAACCUGCGAGUUUGUGGAGACUGUCAUACUGCAAUGACAUACAUCUCCAAAAUCAUUGAACAUGAAAUUAUAUUGAGGGACUCAAGUCGCUUUCAUCAUAUCAAGAAUGGAUCUUGCUCUUGUAGAGGGUUUUGGUAGAAAGUUUUGUUCUUGUGGAACAUUUGGAUGGUAUA
Messenger RNA from Solanum verrucosum, 2582 nucleotides. RefSeq names its product pentatricopeptide repeat-containing protein At5g16860. Bases 16 to 2547 code for a protein of 843 amino acids. Gene Ontology annotation, biological process: RNA modification. The record is from RefSeq and is a predicted model, not a curated record. Lineage: Eukaryota; Viridiplantae; Streptophyta; Magnoliopsida; Solanales; Solanaceae. Gene Ontology annotation, molecular function: RNA binding; protein binding; zinc ion binding. The transcript has a single exon.